AUGUCUAUCAAGAAUAUCUCUUCGUCUUUAGGCUCGUUUGAACUGGUCGACUCAUCCGAUACUUCGGCGAGUCGAAAAGAGCACAAGUCAGCUUACGACUGGAAACCUACUCAUUGGGUGAAAUUUCCUGUACCGGAGAACUAUGAUGUUUUCAGUCCACCAUGGAUCAGGCCUGAACAGGUCUCUAUGAGUUUUGUUGGUGUCAACAUUGUGGAUGUCGAGAACUCGACCAUUCUCAAAUCUAUGACUGUCAAGAUCAAGUCAGGGAAAAUCGAGUCUAUCUCAAAAUCAGCGUUUGCACAUAUGCAAGAAGACGGCUGGGAAAGCGUCAACGCUGAAGGGUUAUAUCUUUGUCCUGGUCUGAUAGAUGUACAUACGCAUAUUACUGCUAUUCCUGGUCUACCAGCAGGACAAAUAUCAGCCACGUCUGAUACUCAGACUGCUUUAGCGACUACAUACGUCCUCAAAGGAAUGCUCUUUAGAGGGUUCACAACUGUUCGAGAUGUCGGAGGGGCAAAUCGACAUUAUAAGAAUGCCACUGAACAAUGGUUGAUUCCCGGACCGAGAAUAUUUCAAGGUGGUCCAAUGUUAUCACAAACAGGUGGUCACGGUGAUGAUGGACCAGACAAAGCGAUCACCGGAUGUUGUGUUAGCUCCGGUUCAAGUGAUAGUGUUGUCGUUGACGGUGUGGACCAGUGUACAAGAGCCGCAAGGCAGAUCAUGAUGUCUGGAGCCGAUCAUAUUAAAAUAUGCAGCUCAGGAGGUGUAGCUAGUAACACCGAUAAACUAGACAGUGAACAAUUCACCGUAGCCGAGAUUAAAGCCAUCUGUGAUGUGGUUAGGAUGAUGAAAGGAACUCUAGUCACCGCACAUUGUUUUACAAGCCAAGGCGCUCGUAACGCUAUUGAAGCAGGCAUUGGUGGUAUAGAACAUGGCCAUUUGAUAGACGAUGAUACGCUCAAAUUGAUGGCUAAGAAAGGCGUUCAUCUGACACCAACAUUGAUCGUUCAAGAGCUAUUAGCGAGACCUCCAUAUCAAGCCAUGAUACCACCGGCUUCAAGGGAGAAACUGAAACUUGUCGUUGACGGAGGAUACAAAGUCAUCAAGAGAGCACAUGAAUUAGGCGUCAACGUGGCCUACGGAACCGAUUGCUUCAACGCGAUGCAACCUGCGCAAUUGUCUGAAUUUGACCUGCGAGCAAAAGUUUUACCUUCAGACGUUAUUCUCAAACAAGCUACUGUCAAUGGAGCCAAAGUAUUGAAAAUGGAAGGUCAGAUUGGUGUCAUUCGUGAAGGUGCUUUCGCAGAUCUACUCUUACUUUCUGCGAACCCUCUUGAGGAUGUAACUAUUUUGAACGAGCCUCUCAAAUACCUCAAAGGUGUGGUCAAAGACGGCAGAGUUGUUAGAUCGGAAUUGAGGGGGCUAAGGGUUGAGGUUCCGCUAGUAUAG
Messenger RNA from Kwoniella shivajii, 1449 nucleotides. RefSeq lists its product as uncharacterized. Gene Ontology annotation, molecular function: hydrolase activity, acting on carbon-nitrogen (but not peptide) bonds. The record is from RefSeq and is a predicted model, not a curated record. Bases 1 to 1449 code for a protein of 482 amino acids. The transcript has 10 exons. Lineage: Eukaryota; Fungi; Basidiomycota; Tremellomycetes; Tremellales; Cryptococcaceae.